Solanum stenotomum is the source of this 562-nucleotide messenger RNA. RefSeq names its product subtilisin-like protease SBT5.6. The transcript is spliced from 2 exons. Gene Ontology annotation, biological process: proteolysis. Gene Ontology annotation, molecular function: serine-type endopeptidase activity. Bases 32 to 562 code for a protein of 176 amino acids. Lineage: Eukaryota; Viridiplantae; Streptophyta; Magnoliopsida; Solanales; Solanaceae. The record is from RefSeq and is a predicted model, not a curated record.
CAAAUCAAUCUAAUAUAAUAAGUCAUCCAAAAUGAAGAACCAUCAUAUUAUUGUAUUUCUGUUUUCCCUUUUCCUAAUUACGAGUCUUGGUAGCUUUGUUUCAUGUAAUGAAGAAACAAAGGUGUAUAUAGUGUACCUUGGAGAGCACAAUGGUGAAAGAACUUUGAAAGAAAUAGAAGAUCACCACUGUUCAUUUCUUCAUUCUGUCAAGGCGACUACUUCCAAAAAAGAUGUUAGAGCAUCACUUGUUCACAGCUAUAAGAACAUCAUCAAUGGCUUCUCCGCGGUGUUAACACCACAAGAAGCCCAUAUCAUAUCAGGGAUGGAAGGGGUAAUAUCAGUAUUUCACAGUGAUCCUCAUGCAAUAAAGCUUCAUACUACAAGAUCAUGGGACUUUGUGAGUUUACUAGAAGGAACUUCGCUGGUAAAUUCUGGAGAAGAAUUGCUCAAAAAUGCAAAUUAUGGAGAGGAUAUCAUUGUUGGGGUUAUAGACAGUGGUAAGAGCUCUUCUCUCUUUUUUGAAAAUCAUUUGAAUAUAGCCCAUCUGUUUCAAUUUAAGUGA